Tribolium castaneum (red flour beetle) is the source of this 4081-nucleotide messenger RNA. RefSeq names its product sunday driver (gene syd). The record is from RefSeq and is a predicted model, not a curated record. Gene Ontology annotation, molecular function: JUN kinase binding; kinesin binding; signaling receptor complex adaptor activity. Gene Ontology annotation, cellular component: cytoplasm. NCBI's taxonomy places the organism in Eukaryota, Metazoa, Arthropoda, Insecta, Coleoptera, Tenebrionidae. Bases 199 to 3711 code for a protein of 1170 amino acids. The transcript has 16 exons. Gene Ontology annotation, biological process: vesicle-mediated transport.
GGCAAAAAUGACAGUUGUUCCUCCAGCCCGAUUUUUGUCAUCAUAAACAGUGGGUGUAACAAAAAAUCGCACACUUUUCCAUCACCAGUGCCCCCAGAAUGUGCCCCACGUUGUAAAAUCAUCACAACACAAUGUUCCCUCAAGUGACAAUGUGCUAUUCUUGAUUGGGCAAAAGUAGGUUGAAUAGUUGGUUAAAUAAUGGAUUUGGCUGACUCCGGCGGUGGUCUUGGACCCGAGACCAUCUACGGGACGCACGAGGACUCCCAUGUGGUGAUGUCGGAGAAGGUGCAAUCGUUGGCUGGUAGCAUCUACCAGGAGUUCGAACGAAUGAUCGCACGCUACGACGAAGACGUCGUCAAGACCCUCAUGCCCCUGCUGGUGAACGUGCUGGAGUGUUUGGACGCGGCGUAUCAACAGAACCAGGAGCACGACGUGGAGCUGGAGCUGCUCCGCGAAGACAACGAGCAGUUGGUCACGCAGUACGAGCGCGAGAAGGGGGCGCGCAAAGCCGCCGAGCAGAAACUCCUAGAGUUUGAAGACGCCGCCGAAGGGGAGCGCAAGGAGUUGGCCGCACGGCUCGAAGCGCUGGAAAGCAUCGUCAGGAUGCUGGAGCUGAAGCACAAGAACUCGAUGGAGCAUGCGGGACGUUUGGAGGAGCGUGAAGGGGAGUUGAAGAAGGAAUACGCCAAGUUGCACGAACGCUACACCGAGUUGUUCAAAACACACAUGGACUACAUGGAGCGGACGAAGUUGCUGCUUUCUGGACAACAGCUGGCCAAUGAGCGGGCCGAAGCCGGCCGUUUGAACUCGAAUCGGAUUAAUAUAGGGCGCAGUUCGGGGCCCAUCUCCUUCGGGUUCACCUCCUUGGAGAAUGCCGAGGUGGUGGACAGUGUUCCGUCGUCGCCGAUUAGUAGUACGCAUUCGUCGCCGAGUUUGCACAGCGAGUUGGAUAAUUUGGACAAGAAGAUGGUGGAAAGGGGGCAAGAGACUGAUUCGCUCAAUUUGGAAAAUAAAAGUGUGAUAACAUCGCCGGUGAGUCCCCCAGGUCAACCGACAACUAACAAUAAUACGGGGAGGUUGAAGAAGGAACAAAGGAGUGGGAACACGUUGUAUCAAGAGUUGAGUUUUCAGGAUGUGGAUGGCGAUGAUGAUGGUGACAUAACCGGAGGUUGGGUCCAUCCAGGUGAAUACGCUUCAUCAGUCAACGAUAAUUUUUACGGAAUGGGCAAAGAAGUCGAAAAUUUGAUAAUGGAAAACAACGAGCUACUAGCCACCAAAAACGCCCUUAAUGUGGUAAAAGACGACCUUAUCGUAAAAGUUGACGAAUUAACCGGCGAAAUUGAAAUGCUUCGCGAAGAAAUCCUCUCGUUAAAUGUCUCACGAACGAAACUCCGUGAAAGAAUCAGUGAUCUCGAAGAAGAAUUGCGAAAAGUUAAGGAAGCAAAUGAAGCGAAACAAGACGGUGCCGAUGAUGAAUCUGAUGUGCCAAUGGCUCAAAGGAAGCGUUUCACGAGAGUGGAAAUGGCACGUGUUCUCAUGGAGCGCAACCAAUACAAAGAGCGCUUCAUGGAGUUGCAAGAAGCCGUCCGUUGGACGGAGAUGAUUCGAGCGUCCCGUAACGACACCGCCUUUGACAAAAAGAGCAAACAGAGCAUUUGGAGGUUCUUUAGUAAUUUGUUUAGUGGUUCGGAGCGGCCGCAAAGACCAUUGGUUGGUCCACAUCUACGUUACCAGACGGCGACCAAUCAAAUAGCGCCAGGUGUUAGAGCCCUGCCUCGACCCGGUCAUGACUUUGUCGAAACUGAAUUGGGUUCGGAAAAGUUGGCUUUGAGGAGGGCUGUUGAGAGACGAGAACAGUACCGACAAGUGAGAGCGCAUGUGCGAAAAGAGGAUGGAAGAUUGCAAGCGUAUGGUUGGAGUUUGCCCGGAAAAGUUGGUCCGGGAACGAAAGGAACACAAAGUAGUUCCGGGGUUCCGGUCCCGGUCCCGGUUUAUUGUAGGCCAUUGGCUGAAACUACGCCCGGGAUGAAGAUUUGGUGUGCAGCGGGUGUUAAUCUCAUGGGGGGUUACACCAAAGAUGGGGGGCUUAUGGUGGGGGGCAGUGUCUUCUACUCGGAAGAGCCCCGCCUGGAGCAGCCCCACACCGAGCUAGAGACUCUGGAUCAGGAGCUGAAUGCAGGUCGUGAAGGGGCACUUCUCGAGACAAAAUUAUCGUCACUUGUGUGGAUUUGUACAUACACACAUGCUGCUAGUUUAGUAACCGUAAUCGAUGCGAAUAAUCCAGCGGAGAUUUUGAAUAGUUUUGGGGUUUGUGCAAACCAUGUUUUAUGCAUUGCUAGUGUACCUGGUGCUAGUCCAAACGAUUAUAAUAAAACGUAUACCAAAAUUAACGUUAGUGAGAAUGCAAAAGACAGCAGUGAUAACGUCGUAGAAAAUAAAGAAGACGAAGGGGAAAAUAAUACAAACAAAACGAAUGAUAAAAAUCACGAAGAGUUGGAAGAGGCGGCUUUGAUUGGGAAAGUUACGUUUGUUGAAAACGAUACUUCUGUGGUUAAUAAAAAAGACAAAUAUAAUAAUGCAAAAUCAACGGUGGAUGAAGAGAAAAUUGAGGAACAACCUGUUGAGGAUGAAACUGAUGAAAAUGUGGGUGAAAGUGAUAAGAAUAAAACGAGCAAUCAGGAAAUAAUGUCGAGUGUUUUGGCAACAAUGUGGCUAGGAGCGGAAAAUGGAAUGGUUUAUGUUCACUCAUCGGUGGCCAAUUGGAAUCAGUGUCUGCAUUCCGUCAAACUUAAAGAUGCAGUGAUAAGUAUUGUACAUAUAAAUGGCCGUGUCGUUUGUGCUUUGGCUUGUGGUACUUUGGCAAUUUUCGCACGAAACGAUGAUGGAGAAUGGGACUUGUCCCGUUACCAUUUGGUACAAGUGGGUUUACCACAUCAGUCCGUUCGUUGUUUGGCUGUUGUUGGAGAUAAAGUCUGGUGCGGAUAUAGGAAUAAAAUUCACGUGCUUGAACCACAAGAAUUGGGAAUAAUUCAUUCGCUGGAAGCGCAUCCUCGACGUGAAAGUCCCGUGCGACAAAUUGCGUGGUUGGGUGAAGGUGUUUGGGUUUCGAUUCGUUUAGAUUCGACUUUAAGACUGUACCAUGCUCAUACCUACCAGCAUUUGCAGGAUGUGGAUAUUGAGCCGUACGUCAGCAAGAUGUUGGGUACUGGAAAGCUGGGCUUUUCCUUCGUGCGCAUAACGUGUCUUUUGAUAUCGUCAAACCGCCUCUGGAUUGGCACAAGCAACGGUGUCAUAAUUUCCGUUCCAUUGAGCGAGAACGGGGCAAACACCGGAAGCAUAGUUCCCCGGGGAUCAACCAGUCUUCCCGGAGCGGGAGUACGUGUUGCUCCCGUUCCCGGAAGCUUUAUCCCUUUUUGUACCAUGGCCCACGCUCAACUCAGCUUCCACGGCCAUAGAGAUAACGUGAAAUUUUUUGUCGCCGUCCCCGGAAACGGAGGAAUGAGCGCGGCUUCGACGCCUUCAGAGGCACUGUCGACUUCUGCGACUUCGAUCGGGUUGCCCCCCAAGCAGCCGUCGGCAAUGCUGGUGAUGUCGGGGGGCGAAGGUUACAUCGAUUUCCGCGUCGAGGACGAAAAUGAACCGAGAGAUGGAGACUCGCAUCUGCUCGUUUGGCAGGUUUUGCCUGAUAUUCCUGGGAAUCCUGUGGGGUGAUGAGAUGGAGGAUAGCGUUAUUGAUACUGAAACCGGUGAUCUUGAAGCAGCUCAGGGCGAAUCCAAAGGGGAAAAAAGUCACUUGAUUGUGUGGCAAGUGUCCACAAGUUAAUUAAGCAAAAUGAUAUUUAACAUUAAUUGAAAUACUAAACAUUAGCGGUUUUAGAUUAGUAACGUUUAUAAAAAAAACAACUUGGACGAUAUUUUAGCUUGUGAAUAUGUUAUUGAUACAUAAUAUUUUAUCGUUGUUUUAUAUCUGUUACAUGUAAAAACUAUUUAUUAUGAUUUGUAAAUUUGAGACGUGUAUUUAGGAAAAUUUUUAUUUAAAUGUAUCGUGCUUACACUGUAAAUGAAACUUAUACAAACUGAA